CAAACCCCUCCCAUUGGCGGAACGUAUACAUUCCUUUUGUCCAAGAUGGCGGAGUUGAAACAGGUUCACUGAUUCUAAAUAUGUUUUUAAACGCGUUUAUCCUUUUUUUUAAAUUUUAUAUCAAAAUACAUGCAAAGUCUUUAACGUCGCGAGCAUUAGUUACAAGUUAUUAACGUCCGUUUAUGUGUAACGUCUCCCAAAAGUGAGGAAUUUGCUUACAGAUUGGAUUUUUUUUUCUGCAGACACUGGCUGGCUAGUUAGCAACAACAAAAAGUUUGGGCACCGUUUGAAAAUGAAGCGACAGGCCGGGAGGGACUCCAGUCCUAGUAGGACUUUAGCGAAACGAAUACGGGAAAGAGAGCGGGACCGGGACGGGUCACGGAGAGAAGACCUGCCGCUCCCACCACUUGCUUUGCUGCUCGCUGAAAGCGGGAGGCAACAUGCUCGGAGUAGGAGCAGGGAACGAGAAAAGACACGGCUUCGGGAGGAGCGUGGAGGCACCGGAGAUCCCCUCCAUCACCGACAACAACACCACGACCUCGAUCUCAUCGGCCGACCCUCUCUCCGGACGACAGCCGUCCUGCCUAAAGGCAAAGCAGCAGCCGAACUACUGGGUCUCCGGGGGGGAGCCGGUGGGACUCUGGAAUACAAAUCGUUGCUCAUUAGCAAUCUCGGCUCGGUGCUUUCUGACGAGCACGUUGAAGACGGACUGUUUCACGAGUUUAAAAAGUUUGGGGACGUUAGUGUGAAACUAUCUCACACUCCAGAACUAGGCCGAGUCGCCUACAUCAAUUUCCGGCACCCGGAGGACGCUAAAGAGGCCAGGCAUGCCAAAACCAGGCUAGUACUCUAUGACCGCCCUCUCAAAGUAGAGCCCAUGUACGUCCGGCGGCGCAGCUGCACGCCGCCGGAUAUGGGCUAUGUCCCCAUCCAUGGCGCCCCAUAUCCCUCUUAUAGACAGAGGUCCCUCUCCCCCUGCCCUGGAGUUAGUAGUAUCAGAGAUAUCCGACCACCAAGACAUUACCAUGUAGAGGGACUGGGACUGAGCAGAGAGAGGGAGAGGAUCUUAGAUUACUAUGGGAUGUUAGACGAGAGGGGACGGCCUUACGGGCUGCCUGUACCUGAGCAUGAUGACAUAAAACCUGAGGACGACGCCAGGGCAUGCAGGAACCUGUUCAUCGGCAACCUGGAUCACAACGUCACCGAGGGCGAGCUGAGGAGAGGCUUCGAUAAGUACGGCAUCAUUGAGGAAGUUGUGAUUAAACGACCGGCGCGCGGUCAGGGUGGAGCCUACGCGUUCCUCAAGUUCCAGAACUUAGACAUGGCUCACCGGGCUAAGAUAACCAUGCAGGGUCGCGUGAUCGGCGGGAACCCGGUGAAGAUAGGCUACGGUAAGGCCAACCCUACCACCAGACUCUGGGUAGGCGGGCUGGGACCCAGCAAUUCCCUGGCAGCCCUGGCCAGAGAGUUUGACCGUUUUGGCAGCAUCCGGAACAUACACUAUGCGAAAGGGGAUAGUUUUGCCUACAUUCAGUAUGAGAGCCUAGAUGCCUCUCAGGCUGCAUGCACUCAGAUGAGAGGGUUCCCUCUAGGAGGCCCAGAGAGGAGGCUGAGGGUGGACUUUGCCAAGGCUGAGGAGCCCCUGCCUCGUAGUUACCCAACAGGAUACCAGCCCCCUGUGUCCCAGCCUGCCCACCUGGACCUGCUGAGGCAUCGCGACCGUAGCCUGGAGAGAGAGCUACGCUCCCGGGACCACUCGCCACCCUCCCACGCCCUGUUUACCCAGCGGGAGAGAGAGAGAGCUAUGCUGGACAGGGGGGACAGAGAGUUAAUCUCUCCAACAAAUAGCCUUGAGCGCAGGGGGAGUGAAGCGUUUGGGGUGUCUCGUGGUGGCCGAGGGGACCGGGCAGCCCGGAGCCGAAGCAGAGAGCGCUGGCUGAAGGAGAGAGACGCAGAGCGGGCUGAAGGAGAGAGACGCAGACACAGGUCCCUUUCCCUUGACGGACCCUCUCAGGAGAAGGAGAGAGGCAUGUCCAAGGUGAGAGGAGGAGCAGGGCCAACUUCUCCAGAAGACAGCCCAGACAGAGCCAGGGUCCGGGCCCCAGACUCUACCACCGAGCCCAGGGGACAGAGCCCCGAUAGCAGCCGUCACUCCAACGAGGACCGGGCCGGCCGGGACGGCCACGAGACAGCCUCCAGCAGGGACCGACACAAGAAGACUGGCGGUGACAGAGAGAAAGACCGUGACCGCAACCACCGUGCCAGCGACACAAACCACACCUCAGACACGCUUAAUAAAGACCCCAGAACACCCAGUACGCUGUCGGAGUGUGCCACCACCCUCACCAAAGCCUGGCACGGUCACUUCACCCUGAAGAACUCCUGUUUCCCCACUAACAUGCACCUGUUAGAGGGAGGCUCCGGGUUCUUCCACUCUGUCAUGAAGGACCACCAGGCCAAGGGUAAACUGACCCAGCUGAAGAUCGCCCAGCGACUGAGGAUGGACAAGACCAGGUUGAACGAGGUCACCAGGAGGAUCAAGCAUGGUGGCUCCGAGGGCUACGCUGUUCUCCUGGCCCUCCAGGGCCCCGUCGACCGCGAGGCCUCUCCACCUGAACCAGGCCUACAGAUCAGACUCCUCCGUCACCUGGUCACCUACCUGAGGAACAAAGAGGCUGCAGGAGUGAUCAGUCUACCUGUAGGUGGGGCUAAGGAGGGGGGAAAGGGGGGCAUGCUGUACGCCUUCCCCCCAUGUAACUUCUCCCAGCAGUUCCUCCAGAGUGCACACAGGACUUUGGGGAAUCUGGAUGAAGAGCACCUGGUGGUCGUUAUUGUCAAUGACUCUGCCUAACUUAGACAGAAGACACCUCUUUGUGGUGUUUGCUGUCAAUGUUAUUACACCCACGUUAACACCCACGUUAACACCCACGUUAACAGACAGCUGUCAGUAGGGCUGGGAAUUUCCAGGGACCUCAUCAUACUUAGGUGCCGAUACAAUAUGUAUUGUGAUUCUCACGAUUCUAUUUGUAUUGUGAUUCUAUUAGUAUUGUGAUUCUCACGAUUAUAUUUGUAUUGUGAUUCUAUUAGUAUUGUGAUUCUCACGAUUCUAUUAGUAUUGUGAUUCUAUUUGUAUUGUGAUUCUCACGAUUCUAUUAGUAUUGUGAUUCUCACGAUUCUAUUUGUAUUGUGAUUCUAUUAGUAUUGUGAUUCUCACGAUUCUAUUAGUAUUGUGAUUCUAUUUGUAUUGUGAUUCUCACGAUUCUAUUAGUAUUGUGAUUCUCACGAUUCUAUUUGUAUUGUGAUUCUAUUAGUAUUGUGAUUCUCACGAUUCUAUUAGUAUUGUGAUUCUCACGAUUCUAUUAGUAUUGUGAUUCUAUUAGUAUUGUGAUUCUCACGAUUCUAUUAGUAUUGUGAUUCUCACGAUUCUAUUUGUAUUGUGAUUCGAUACUGUGAUUUCAUUGCGAUUCAAUGUUCCAAACACCACACGUCUGCUGCAGAGGGACAAGAGAGCGAGCCAGGAGAAAGUGAGUUUUGAUCAGUCUAUAAAUUAAAAGUGCUGAAAACAAAUUGACUCCCAAUUUAAAAAGAUGAUGGAGAACAACACUAUGAAGGAAAAAUACUGGGUUUUUUUGUGCUGCUACAGCCAGCCAACUAGCGCAUUAAAUAAUAUUGGGAUAUUGUCAAAACAUGUGGUCAAAUAAUAUCCCAAUAUGUAAAUUGUUUUAAACUAAGACAUAACUGGUGUUGGAGACUGUCAGUGUCUCUAUGGUGGUGUUGGAGACUUGUCAGUGUCUCUAUGGUGGUGUUGGAGACUGUCAGUGUCUCUAUGGUGGUGUUGGAGACUGUCAGUGUCUCUAUGGUGGUGUUGGAGACUGUCAGUGUCUCUAUGGUGGUGUUGGAGACUGUCAGUGUCUCUAUAGUGGUGUUGGAGACUGUCAGUGUCUCUAUGGUGGUGUUGGAGACUGUCAGUGUCUCUCUGGUGGUGUUGGAGACUGUCAGUGUCUCUAUGGUGGUGUUGGAGACUGUCAGUGUCUCUAUGGUGGUGUUGGAGACUGUCAGUGUCUCUAUGGUGGUGUUGGAGACUAUCAGUGUCUCUAUGGUGGUGUUGGAGACUGUCAGUGUCUCUAUGGUGGUGUUGGAGACUGUCAGUGUCUCUAUGGUGGUGUUGGAGACUGUCAGUGUCUCUAUAGUGGUGUUGGAGACUGUCAGUGUCUCUAUAGUGGUGUUGGAGACUGUCAGUGUCUCUCUGGUGGUGUUGGAGACUGUCAGUGUCUCUAUGGUGGUGUUGGAGACUGUCAGUGUCUCUAUGGUGGUGUUGGAGACUGUCAGUGUCUCUAUGGUGGUGUUGGAGACUGUCAGUGUCUCUAUGGUGGUGUUGGAGACUGUCAGUGUCUCUAUGGUGGUGUUGGAGACUGUCAGUGUCUCUAUGGUGGUGUUGGAGACUGUCAGUGUCUCUAUGGUGGUGUUGGAGACUGUCAGUGUCUCUAUGGUGGUGUUGGAGACUGUCAGUGUCUCUAUGGUGGUGUUGGAGACUGUCAGUGUCUCUAUGGUGGUGUUGGAGACUGUCAGUGUCUCUAUGGUGGUGUUGGAGACUGUCAGUGUCUCUAUAGUGGUGUUGGAGACUGUCAGUGUCUCUAUGGUGGUGUUGGAGACUGUCAGUGUCUCUAUGGUGGUGUUGGAGACUGUCCGUGUCUCUAUGGUGGUGUUGGAGACUGUCAGUGUCUCUGGUGGUGUUGGAGACUGUCAGUGUCUCUAUGGUGGUGUUGGAGACUGUCAGUGUCUCUAUAGUGGUGCCAUGUCCUCCCAACACCACCACCACAUGGUGUGCCUGCCCCCCUUCCAGACUGUCUGUGUCUCUAUAGGGGCCCACACAGUGAACACACUGAAGCCACCUUAGAGGACAUGAUAGUUUAGCCGUCUGUCGGUGUCACUACCCCCCCCCAGUGUACAAACGGAGACAGAGCUGUGUCUCUCCAAGACACAUGGGAACGUCUGACUCUUGAGACAGACUUUAGGAGGUCUGGCCGACUCGUAGGACAGACAUGAUUUUGUAUGUAGUCUCGUUCAUUAGUGAAACACUACUAGUGAGUAUGGGAUUGUUGUUCAUACAUACUGUUGUAUAAUAUUUUUUUUAAAAUGGAAUUGACCAAGCAGUAUAUCUACAGGCUACUUCCACAGCGGUAGUAUAAUUAACAGGAUGGUUUGCAUGUUCGACUUAUUUUUCUUAAUUUUUUUUUUUAAUUGAACCAUUCCUGAAGUUCCGUGUUUUGUCUUUGUUGAGAAUGGUGUGCUCUAAUUGGCUGUUGCAUGCAGAAUGUUGUUUUUCUACAGAUUCUACCCUGCAGCUUGGUGUUGGAACUUCCACUGUCGUUUUACUCGUCAAUGAUUUGAAACUGUUGUUGUUUUUUUAAAUACUGGUUCAGCUCACAGAUAUUAUUUCUUUAAUUAGUUCUGUCUUUGAUCCUAGUGUGAUAUUGUGACGUUUGUGACUGGUAUGGUUUAGCCUUUUUUUUUUUCUUUUUUUUUUUAAAGCGUUUUAAUACACUAUCCACCUGACAAUGUACUGAAUCAGCCUAUAGCCUAUUUGCAUAUGAUUUUAACUCUAGUAUGAUUUGCUGUGAGGCAGAGUGGAUUGUAUCUACCUCUACAAUUAUUUCAGGAAAAUGUUUUCUUUUUUUUUUUUGUUAAAACAUUCUUAUCAGAAACAUAUAAUGCAAAUGAAACCCACUCCCUUGAUCUUUGUUGGAGUCAGGUUAUUAUUUUUACAAUUUAUUAUGUCUCCCAGGAGUUUAUUUGAGCAGAAAGUGUCGCAAAAUUAAAACUACAUUUUUUUAAUUUUUA
Messenger RNA from Oncorhynchus keta (chum salmon), 5841 nucleotides. Its product is annotated as putative RNA-binding protein 15B. Gene Ontology annotation, molecular function: mRNA binding. The record is from RefSeq and is a predicted model, not a curated record. Gene Ontology annotation, cellular component: nucleus. Lineage: Eukaryota; Metazoa; Chordata; Actinopteri; Salmoniformes; Salmonidae. Bases 293 to 2851 code for a protein of 852 amino acids. Gene Ontology annotation, biological process: regulation of alternative mRNA splicing, via spliceosome. The transcript has a single exon.